This is a messenger RNA of Alnus glutinosa, 1839 nucleotides long. RefSeq names its product cytochrome P450 94B3-like. The transcript has a single exon. Bases 79 to 1611 code for a protein of 510 amino acids. Gene Ontology annotation, molecular function: heme binding; monooxygenase activity; oxidoreductase activity, acting on paired donors, with incorporation or reduction of molecular oxygen. NCBI's taxonomy places the organism in Eukaryota, Viridiplantae, Streptophyta, Magnoliopsida, Fagales, Betulaceae. The record is from RefSeq and is a predicted model, not a curated record.
UUAAGUAUACACAGUCCAAAAGCAUAAAAACGCAUCAUUCGAUUUCACACCCUUAUUUUCAGUUAUUUCCAUGCUAACAUGGGAGUCUUCAUGUCUCUCUGUAUACUGAAGCCCCUAACGGUUAUCAUGUUGUUACCCAUUGUUCUCUACCUUCUUCACGUAAUUUUACGUGAAUUCCGGCGGGUUGGAAAACUUUCCGGCUAUGGCCCGACAACGUACCCUAUCAUUGGAUGCUUGAUUUCCUUCUACAGGAAUCGCAACCAUCUACUGGAUUGGUAUACAGAACUGCUGAGGGAGUCAGCAACCAACACAAUCGUGGUACACCGGUUUGGUGCACCGCGGACCAUAGUCACAGCAAAUCCAGAUAACGUAGAGUACAUGCUCAAGACCAACUUUAACAACUUCCCCAAAGGCAAGCUCUUCACUGAAAUCCUUGGGGAUUUUCUUGGCUGUGGUAUAUUCAAUGUGGAUGGAGAGCUAUGGCGCACCCAGCGGAAGUUGGCCAUCCACGAGUUCAGCGCGAGGUCCCUUCGAGAGUUUGUCAUGAAUGCAUUGGAGGAAGAAGUGGGAAAGCAGUUGUUGCCAGUUCUAGAGGCCCUGGCUUCCAGGAAGGACGAAGUGGUUGACUUGCAGGAGUUGCUAAGGCGAUUUGCGUUCAAUUUGAUUUGCAAGGUUUCCUUGGGGAUUGAUGAGUUUUGCUUGGAUCCUUCCCUACCCAGUUCACCCCUUGCGAAAGCUUUCGACGUGGCGUCAGAGGUAAGUGCAAGGCGAGGAGCUGCACCUCUUUUCUUUGUUUGGAAGAUGAAAAGAUGGCUUGGGGUGGGAUCUGAGCGAAGACUAAAGGAUGCUGUUGAAGAAGUUCAUGCCUAUGUCACAGGAAUAAUUCAUAAUAGAAAGAAAAAGAUCGAACAAGGUGAGGUUUGCAGUGAAUCAGAUCUCCUAUCUCGGCUACUAUCAGCCGGCCGCCAUGAAGAUGAUGUUAUAAGAGACAUGGUGAUAAACUUCAUUAUGGCAGGGAAGGACACAACUUCAGCAGCAAUGACAUGGCUCUUCUGGUUGCUUUCCUGUCAUCCCAAUAUAGAGCAAGAGGUGGUGAAGGAGAUAGAAUUUGUUGGAGGGGAAAAGUUGGAGUAUGAAUCACUCGAGGAGUUGAGAUUGUUGAAAGCAUGCCUUUAUGAGUCCAUGAGGCUCUACCCACCUGUAGCUUGGGACUCCAAGCAUGCUAUAGCCGACGACUUAUUGCCAGAUGGUACUCCUGUCAGGGCAGGAGAUAGGUUGACUUACUUCCCUUACGGGAUGGGGAGAAUGGAAGCAUUGUGGGGCAAGGACCGGUUUGAGUUCAAACCGGACAGAUGGUUUCUCGAGCCGGACAAGGAGAGAGGGGCACUGAAGAAGGUAUGCUCCUACAAAUUCCCAAUUUUUCAGGCCGGCCCAAGGGUGUGUCUCGGCAAGGAGAUGGCUUUGGUUCAGAUGAGGUAUGUUGUGGCUUCCAUUCUUAGGCGGUUCGAAAUUAGACCAACCGGUUCGGACACGCCGGUCUUUGUACCACUCCUGACGGCUCACAUGGCUGGCGGGUUAAAGGUUUUGGUUCGCAAGAGACGGGCUAACUGAUCGGGUAAACUGAGGAAACUCACUAAAUUGUCCAUACAAAAAAUAAACAAAUAAAUUAGUAAAAGUCAACGGUUAUGACUUAAGAUUUGUUGGGCUGUAACAUGCCACUCAGAUCUACCUCAUUUGUAUUAUAAAUACAAGGGAGAUUAAUACGUACCACAACCAUUUAGUGCUCUUUGUGUAUCAUCAAUCAUGGAUAUCCAAUAUAAUCCAAAAUUACGAGCGCCA